This is a messenger RNA of Pararge aegeria (speckled wood butterfly), 816 nucleotides long. RefSeq lists its product as uncharacterized. Bases 1 to 816 code for a protein of 271 amino acids. Gene Ontology annotation, biological process: regulation of transcription by RNA polymerase II. Gene Ontology annotation, molecular function: DNA binding. The transcript is spliced from 2 exons. Lineage: Eukaryota; Metazoa; Arthropoda; Insecta; Lepidoptera; Nymphalidae. The record is from RefSeq and is a predicted model, not a curated record. Gene Ontology annotation, cellular component: nucleus; transcription regulator complex.
AUGGAGCGCUUUAUCGAAGCCGUGCGACAGUACCCGUGUAUAUGGAACAUAAACGACAAGGAUUAUCGCCAUGGGGACAAAAAAGAAACAGCUUGGAACGAAAUUGUGGGUUUAAAUAUACCUGAAAUAAAAGACACUAAAAUAGCGAAAUCCGAGUGGAAAAAAUUAAGAGACAAUCACCGAGAUAGCCUCAAAAGACAAAAGAGCGGCAAAACAGGCCAGGCUGCUUCUUCUGUGAAUACUUGGAAAUAUGCACAAAUUAUGGAAUUUUUGAUUCUUUAUAUGAAAAAUCGAGAAAGAUCUACUAAUUUAACAAACUCACAGCCUACUCAGAAUACCAACACUGAACAAUCCACACAAGACUCCGGCAAUGAACCAUCCGGCCAUCACACUACACAAGUUUCUUCGUAUGAAGAACAAUCGACUACGUCGAUUGUAGCAGAUAAUGCAUCAGAAGAAGUAGAAAGUACACCACAAACUCAACCAACACGAAAGAGAAAGAACGAUGACAUUAUUGAUAUUAUUAGAGAAAUAGAAAACAAUCAUAUAAGACGUCAAGAAGAUAGAGAUAUUAGAAGAAAAGAGACAAAGCAUCCGAUCGAAACAUUUUUCCAAAGUAUGGGACAAACAACAAAAUCAAUGCCAACGUAUCUGCAAAAUAGAAUCAAAAAAAAGGUUUUAGAAAUUGUAUGUGAGGCGGAAGAAGAAUUCGAAACUUAUAACAUAGCUUCAAGUUACGGUUAUUCUACAUCAUCAGAAUCCACGCCCACACUAGCACAACCAAAUCAGUCUCCAUCAACCUAUCAACACUUAUAA